Molecule: messenger RNA, 9547 nt
Organism: Cygnus olor (mute swan)
Lineage: Eukaryota; Metazoa; Chordata; Aves; Anseriformes; Anatidae
Gene: RPAP1
Product: RNA polymerase II associated protein 1
Exons: 25
Coding region: 3573-7895 (1440 amino acids)
Biological process (GO): transcription by RNA polymerase II
Cellular component (GO): nucleus
Source: RefSeq, a predicted model, not a curated record
UAGAGUAGAAUAAGAAUCGUUAUGGCAGGGGAUUGUAUUGAGUAUGGUUUUCUGUGGCCUGAUGGCAACUACACAUCUUGGGCAGGAGUGUGGCGGUAUGCUGCUCAUACAAAACUGCACGAUUCUGGUACUGUUUUAACUUUGCUAAGGGUGGUGGCAGGUAGGUGUAACACGUGCCUCGGGAGCUUGAGUGCUGCUUCAGGGAGGUGAUGAAGGAGUAUUACAAACCUCAGUGUUUCUGUAAAGUAAGUGCCAUCCUCUGUGAUACACCAGUGAUGUGUGAGGUUGUGACUGGAGGCCCUUAUUGCCCUAACCAGCCUUCCUCCUCAGGCUGACACUUGAGCUGAAAUUGGGUAAUCCAAAAACGUGUCUUUGUGCUUGAAGCAGUCUGAGACUUGGUUGCUUUCUGUCCUUUUACACCUUUUUUUAGUCAAAAUUCACCCAUUGGUCCCAACGGCGUUUGUUAAACUAUCUGCAGCGCUGACAGGCUUUUCAAACAACCAUAUCCAUGGUCCAUAUCCACGAGUCCAAAGCAUAACAGAAAGGUAUUUAUUGAGAUUCUUCAUCCAGACAGGGGAUACACCAGCGAAUGAUCCCAUAUCUGUGUAAUGAUCGCUGUGUUCUGGUGUGUAUAGGUGCUUAUGGGCCUUUCUUUCACUGUAUUUGUGAUGCCUUGCAGGCAUCCCUAGGACAAGGUUUUCCCCAGCAGGCUGUGUAUGUUGGCUGGGUGGUGGCCCCUCUAGACAAACAGCUUCUGAGCAGGUAGCUUUUAAAUAGCAGGUUUCAAGAUUGAAGAUAACCAGGCUGUAUGGUACUGGUGGCAGUGCUGAUGAUCAGUCCCAUUUGUUAUUUUUCUUACAUGUUUUCUCUGGGUGCUGCUGGAAAAGAAUUGCUCUUUGCGAUGGCCAGGUGAGUGUUGCUAAAGUGCUUAGAUAGCCUCCAGAGGGCAUGGAAAGAGCUACCGUUUCAAAGUAAAUUAUUUUUAUCUCAGUCUGUCUGCAAGUACCAUGUGUAUUUAAACAAUUUCUUGCCCAAUGGACUGCAGAAGGACCAAGGCCUUGGUUGUAUUAAAUUUCUAGACUCAGAAAAUAGAAAGAACGCAUUGAAGUCUUUUAUCUAUUUUUCACACCAGACUAAUGCCCACCUCUGUAUUACCACCCUGUAACUGUUUGGGUGUCUUCCAUAUCCACAUGGAGGAAGGACCGACUUUGAGGAAAUAGUUUCUGACACGUUUCUGUCCCAUCUCUUUAGACAGUGACUGCAAAAUUGGCUUCUUCUGCCUGACAAAUCUCCAGGCAAAUAAAGGCAGCCUCAAGGCCCCAUAUGUUUUUGAAUAAUGUAAGUGAUAUGCAGAGACUCAGACAAUGGUGUGUGUGCAUCCCUGUGUGGAAGGGGCUUAGCGCAGAAAGAUUAGCAGCAUGCUUUGCUUAUAACCAGGCGUUUUGUGUCUGCUAAUCCUAGCAUCAUCCUCGCUCAGGCUUUGAAGCCCAUGACGACAGGGCAUGAAACACUUGGCUUUUGAUGCAUGUGAUGCUGCUUAUGCAUAUGAAAGGGGGACCUAUCAACUGAAGUAUGACUACUGGAGCCCCUGUUGUGGCAGAAAGGUCCAUAAAUAAACAGUAAGUAGGUGUGCUUAUGUUAGAAGUGCACAGAAAAAGGAGCUGUCUGCAGGAGCUGCAAUUUUUGCUGUGCAUUUGAAGGGGCACUGGGAGUGUUUCUGCCUGCUCAGCAUCAGUCAGAGCCACAGUGACAUCCCAGGUGUGUGAGGCAAGGUAGCAGCGUGCUCUGCUCCCCUCCCCUCCCUUCCUGCUGGGAAGUUGCCCCUCGCUGGUGGCUGUGUUCCACAGACAUCCUUGAUGCUGUUUGGCAGAGAGGCUGGACAUUUUCCCUCUGUAUUGGGGGGGUUUUACGGUUCAGAGGGUACGGGGAAGCUGCCCUUGUUGCUGCCUAUGCCAUGUGUAGGCUUGGUGUAAAUGGGAGUUGUUGUUCUGGGACUCUUGAGCUGACAGCUUUCAUUAAGGCCAGCGUGUUGAGAUGUCUGAAAUCGGCAACUGACUCGUGAUGCUGGCAUCGGAUGAAGAGGCCUGUUUCCUCAGUAAUGAGCGCAGAAGUGAAUGCAGUCCCUGGAAACUCAAAACCUCUGAAAAUCCACUUUGUAUUGGCGCACAAAGCUCUUAAAUCUGAAUGGUUUUAGUCGAAUUUUUGCACAAAAGGAGGGGCAGGAAGAAGUAUUUCAGCUGAUCUGGUCUGGCUGUUGUUUUUACAUGAAUGUCUUGAUUUAAAAAAAAAAAAAAAAGAAAAUCACCAAAACCAAAGAACAACACAAAACUGUAAAAGUGCCUGGGCCUCUUCUUCAUUUAGAGAUGAUGGAGCGAGCAGCAUCAUAUCUAAUCGGCAUUGUUCAAGAAUGGGAUCAUUAAAAAUGGGAGAAAUAUUCCAAGUGUAGGCUGUAAAUACUGCAUGAGGUAGUUCUUGAGUCUUUUAGCAUCCUUCCCGCAAGGUAUCUGCCCACAUACCUUACAGAAAAGGAUGGUAACAGAGUAAGACAAACAAAACAUUGGUUUCAAGGCAGGCUGUGUCUGCACUGGGGUUGAACUUUGUUUUGGUCUGAGAUUGACGGAGAUUCGCUUCAAAGCUUUGCAUUUUCUCUUGCAUACAGCCUGUCCAUACGGGAGAUGAUCAGAGUUUUAAAAAUCUGCAUCUACUUCCCUUUCCAACUUCAAAGUAAAUUAUCAUUGAGUCCUGAUGGUCUUUUAGAAGAGAUCAAAUGCGUACAAAACAUUUAAAAAUUCCGAGUGUGGGAGGGUGUCAAGUCUGCAGCACUAGUUCUGAUCAGCGAUUCAAUUAGCAUGAUAGGUAUUUGCAAACACUCGCUGCCUGGGAGAAAUGGAUCGAUGGUCCCAGGCUCUGGGAAUGAGAGGUGUAAUAUUUGCAAGUGUUUUCAUGACCAGUAGAUGGGAGGUGGAAGAGUUUCUUUCUGUGUAAGUUCUGAUAUAGACCAAGAUACAAGUAUUUAUUAAUACCACCCCUGUCUUUCAUCUGAAAACUGGUCUGAGCAGUGAAUGAAAAUGCUUGGAAAUAACAUAAAUUCUGCCAGUGACAGGACAGUGAAACAGAGAGAACUGAAGAAGAAGGAUGAGAUAAGGAAGAAAACCUUUUUUUGUUUGGUUUCUUUUCUUGGGAGAUUAGAGGGAGAAGGGAGCACUAGUGGUGAGUGUAUUGUCCAAAUCUAUGUGGACAGGCUCUUGCAUCCUGACAGAUGCUAGUGGCAGGAUGUUGAGAAGGCAGUAUGGUGGAGGCAGGAGGUUUGCAUGUCCCUGUGCCUCUGAUGUUCUUGUUUGCUGAUACUGGAGUAAGUCAAACCUACUGCUUUGGCACAGGUACUUCUGUGGCUUUGCAAAUCCAAGGCCGUGUGGCUGGCAUUCUGGCAGCGAUAUACUUGUUGGCCAGCUCUGUGCUGGAUGGAUGCCAUUCUGCUCCCAGCUGGAUGCUAGACCAGGUGUUGGCUUGCCCAGUGGCAUGGUGUUUGGCAGUGAAAAACAAGGGCCGGCCUGCAGGAGCAAGAAGGCAGGAUGUUGUCGAGACCAAAGCCUGGCGAGUCCGAGGCAGACCUGAUACACUUUCAAAACCAGUUCCUGGCAGCCAGAGCUUCACCUGCAGUGAAGAUUGUGAAGAAAGCAGACAAGAGAAAGGGGGAGGAAGGGAGCACAGAUGUUGAGAGACCCCCACUGCAGGACAGCAAGGAUGUAGUGAUGCUGGAUGAUUUUCCUGAUAUUCUCCCAGCUCUAACUCCUGGUCCUCCAAAAAAGUCCAAGAUCAAAAGUGCCUCUGUCCACUUUGAGGAUGAAGAUCCAGAGGAAAGACUUGAGAGUCAUGAUCGACACAUUACAGCAGUCUUCAGCAAAAUCAUUGAACGAGACACGAGCGCAGUAGCAGUGACCAUGCCAGUGCCCACCGGAGACCCGUUUCCCAGAACAUUUCAUCGUUCUGAGAUAAAAAGUGAGGUGAAGGUGGGAUCUGGAAGAAAAAGCAUCUUUGCACAAAAGAUGGCAGCAAGAAGGGCUGCUGAAAAGGAAGCAACAGCUCCCUCUGCUGCUGAGUGCGUGCAAAUAAGAUCAGCUCCUCGGGAUGCCCUGGAUCCUGAGGGAUCAGCAGAAGAGGCACCUCGCCCUGGCAACAGGGAUGGUAAAGCUGAUGACUUUUUCACCACUCAGCGGCCUUGUAUCAUAACAGGAGAGGGUCUUGGAAACCAAAACAGUGAGCAGGAAGCUCAGGCUAUUCACAAAGAGAACUUGGAGAAGCUGCAGUCCAUGUCCCAGGAAGAGAUCCUGCAGGAACAGGAAAAGCUUCUGGCUCAGCUGGAUCCCAGUUUAGUUGCUUUCUUAAAGUCACGACGUGGUGUUAAUGUAGGCCAGAAAAACGAAUUAAAAAAGGAACAGAACAGACCGGAGGAGUUUGUGGAAUCUCCGACUGUGCCUCAGCAUGGUGCAGGAGCAUCUCUUUCCAUACAGGAGUCAGGUCUGGAAGAAUCUGUAAGGAAGGAAGAAAAUAUGAAAAUGGAAAUGACAGAUGAUGAUCUGCCUGUGAAGCCGAAGAAGGAAUGGGUUCACAUGGACAAUGUGGAGUUUGAGAAGCUGGAGUGGAUGAAAGAUUUGCCUUCACCCCGACAGAAGAAAACCAAAAAGGGAAUGCAAGCUCGAUUCAGCUUAAAGGGAGACUUGAUUCCUGCAGACGCUGAUUUGCCUACUCAUCUAGGCCUGCAUCACCAUGGAGAAGAGGCAGAGAGGGCUGGUUAUUCUCUCCAAGAGCUCUUUCAUUUAUCUCGCAGCCAAGUUAUUCAGCAGAGGACGCUGGCUCUACAGGUCUUGGGUCGUAUUGUUCAAAAGGCUAGGGCUGGGGAGUUUGCAUCAUCCUUGAAGGGCAGUAUUCUGCGUCUGCUGCUUGAUGCUGGAUUUCUCUUCUUGCUGCGCUUCUCGUUGGAUGAUGCAGUGGAUAAUGUCAUGGCAGCAUCUGUUGGUGCUCUCCGGGCUCUACUGGUGUCACUCGAUGAUGAGAAAUAUCUCGAUUGGACUUUCUCAUGGUACCAAGGGAUGGCUGCAUUCCCCUUUGUCCCCAAUAAUGAGGAGGAAGAAGAGGAAGAAGAGGAAGAAUUAACUGGAACAGAGAAGUCUCAGAAUAAAAAACUAAAGGAUGAAAACAAGCCAGAUCCAGAUGUGGCCCGAUAUGAUGUUGUAAAGGGACUUUUGAAGACACGGAUCCAGCACCGGCUGAGGUACAUUCUUGAGGUGGUACGACCUGUUCCAACAGUAGUCCUGGAUAUCCUGCACAUCCUUACUCACAUAGCGAGGCAUUCCUCUGAAGCAUGCAGCCAGCUUCUUGACUGUCCUCGGUUGAUUGACACCAUUGUCAGGGAAUUUAUCCCUACUCAGUGGGAUCCUCAUGUGGCUGAACCAGGGUGUUUACUCACCAGUCUCCAUGGAGUUGCUUGCUCCACUGCUAUGAAGUUCAUCAGAGUAUUGGCAUCUGGAGGCAGAAAUGCAACAGCUAGGCUGCUUAACAAGUUUGAAAUGAAGAGCCGAUUAAUUCGAUUUAUAGCUGAAGAUCCCCAGGAUCUGCUUCUGCCAAAGGAAGAAGCCAUCAGGCUAAGCACUGAAGCCUUCCGGCUGUGGGCUGUGGCUGCUGGCUAUGGUCAGGCCUGUGAUCUCUACAGGGAUCUCUACCCUGUGCUGGUGAGGAUACUUCAGUCCCUGCCUGAGUUGCUCAGCUCUUGCCAUGAGAAGAACCCAAUGCGUGAGUUGUCUGUCCAGCGAGCUACAGCAGUGAUUACUCUGCUGAUGCAUGUGACACAAACAGCAGGCUGCACAGUGGAGCUGCAGGCCAAGUUGAGCAGCAAUAGUUCAGAAGCUAGUGAACAGAUUCCGCCUCCUCCAGUAGCAUGGAAUCACGUGUCAGGCUUACAGCCUUUCAUUGAGACUGGUCUGAAAAAAAUCCUACAGGAGAUAUCCCAGACAGAAACUUGGCAAACUCUCCAGCCUCUGACCACAACUUAUAUGAUCUACCUGGGAGUUUAUUACAGGGCUUGCAGCCAACAGCCAUCGGUCAAUCCAAUUGACUGCUUAGAAGAACUGGAACGUUUGACAUCUGAGGUGCUGCAGCCUCUUCUCAGCCAGCCAGCCGUACGCAGCAUGUGGGAUUUACUCAGGCCAUGUUCUGCUUUGUGCAAUCCUCUGUCCUGUUCCCCGGGACCUGAAUCUGUGUUGAGCAUCAUAUCUUUGAGUUGUACUGGAGGCAAACCUUCUUUGAACCUAGUUGGUUCCAAGUCCCCUUUCCCCUUCCUCACUGCCCUCCUGUUUCUCAUCAAUAGCAUCACUCACAUUCACAAAGGGCUGAUCAGCAAGUACAGCUCUGUGCUGAGCUUUGGAGGCCUGAAGGAUUAUCUGCACCAAAGCUGGCAGACUGGACCUCCGUCUGUAACUCCCUCAUCUGCGUGGAUGCUGCGCCAUGAAUAUCAUCUGCAGUACUUCGUGUUAGCGUUGGCUAAGAGAAUGGUGGGCACUUGUCCAGAUUACAGACAGCAUGCCUCGCUCCAUCACUGCGUCGCCCUGGCAUUGCUAAGCCGUCUGUUACCAGGGAGCGAGCAUCUGGCUUAUGAGGUCCUGCUGGAUCUUGCCUUUAAUCCAGAGUUUCUUCUUGAAGGGAAAACUGGAGGGCCAGAAGCAGCUGACUUUUCUGAUAUCCUGCAUCUGGGUACCAGUGCCAAACUGGCACAGCCUGCCUCUGCAGCAGCAGCAUCUUCAAAGCCUACACGUGGUGCCCUGCUGAAAGAAUCAUACCAGAAUCUGCCUGUCAUCCGCUCCUGCUACCUCUCUCAUUUUGUUCACUUGCAGCCUGCCCUUGUGCAUUCCCAAGCAUCCUACGAAGGACGGAAUUACCUCAUCCAUUCAAUGCUGCUUCCUGAGGUCAAAGGGCCCAUCCUGCCUUCAGACUGGCCUUUCUUUCCACUUAUCAGCCUCUACAACAAAGUGACUAAUGCAGAGACGCGGGGGGCUGUGCUGAACUCUCUCCCACUUGAUCUAGUCAACACUGUGACCUGGAACCUUCAGUGGGUCUUGUUGCUGGAAACCUGGCGUGCUAAAACCCUUCAGAGCAUCCCUACUGCUGCCAAACUUGCACGACUUAUGUGUGUCUUCCUCACAGGUGGUGACCUCUUUCUAGAAGCACUGAUCCACUGCUACACAGCUGCCCUUCUCUCUAUCUACUGCCAGCCCAAGGCGCUAGACUCCCUAAACUUGGAUGCUCCACUCCCUGGUUUGGCUUCCUUCCACGAUCUCUAUAUAAGUUUGCUGGAACAGUUUGAAGGCGUCUCCUUUGGAGAUCCACUCUUUGGAGUCUUUGUUCUUCUACCUCUGCAGAAGCGUUUCAGUGUUCAUCUGCGUCUGUCUGUUUUUGGGGAGCACACAAGUAUCCUGCGGGCACUGGGAGUGCCGCUCCAGCAGUUUCCUGUACCUCUUGAGCGAUACACUUCCCCUCCUGAGGAUAACCUGAACCUCCUGCGACUCUACUUCCGAACGCUGGUCACUGGCGCACUGCGCCACACCUGGUGCCCUGUUCUUUAUGUGGUGGCUGUGGCUCACGUGAACAGCUUUAUUUUCUCCCAAGAUGGUACAACACAGGAGGCUGAUGCUGCUCGGAAAAGCAUGCUGCGAAAGACGUGGCUCUUGGUGGAUGAGGUAGGAUCCACCCUGAAAAAGCACCUUCUCUACUACAGACUGCUGAAUGCCGAGAGCCCUUUGGGAUUUGACCUUUAUGAGCAACUCCCUCCCAUGCGACUGAAGUACCUGCAGACGGUGAUACAGAAAGAAAAUAAGGAGAAUGCACCAGUGCUAGUCUCAUAGCAAAACACUUGUGGAAGAGGAGGACUAAGUAGAAGAACAGAAAUGCUCAGUUUAUGCUUCACUGAUGAAACUAUGUACAUUUUAGACAGUUACAGUGUCUUGCUUGGACACUGUCAGCAUCUCUGCAAAGUGAAGCACUAGUAGAAUGCUCCCAGCCCUGCAGUACAAUACAAACCUCAAGAUAUGUCAAUGUGUGUGUGGCCUCUCCAUUAUGAAUGCUGGGGCAUUUUCCUGCAUUCUCUUUCAGAUUGUUCUACUUCUUCCUGGAGGAGGUAAGAAUGUGUCUAAGAGGCACUGGAGUAUUGAAUAAACUGAAAGAACUGAAAAAGCCAUUUUGUUCAUUCAGGUUGGAGAUUGUAAAUUCUCAUGACGAUGUCUGUGUUCCCCAGAUCUUUCCCUUCUUUUUUUUUUUUUUAUCCUGGGUUUUGAACGGUCCCUUUCCCCCACUGCCCCUGCAAAUAGAAUGACAGCACAGCAGAGAAGAAGCUGAUCCUGUGAACUAUUUUUUUCCUUUCACAUGUAGUUUUUCAUAUACAGGAUCAUAUUCUGUGCAAAUGACCAGUCACAGAUGUAUGGAGCCGGAUCUCUAAGAAACAAUAGCUCCUAAUGCAGUCAACAUCUUACCUUGUCUGUCUUUUGGAUAGCAUCUAAACUGCUUCAUUUUCUCCCUUAUUUGUUUACAUAUAUAACAAGAUAAGAAAUAAUUUAUUUGCAGGGAGAAUGCUUGUCAGAAACCACUCCCCCUUAGAGAAGAAAAAAACUUAUCUGCUUGUUUAACUAGAACAUGUAUUGAUUGCCUUCUGAGAAGAAGGGAAUGUAAUUUAAAUUUUUAAGUGGUGUUCCUAAGUUUAGACCUCGUUUUAAAAAUCCCUUAUUUGAUUCCCACUUCUACAUCCAAAUUCUGUUUUGCAGCUGCCAACACAUGGGCUACAAAUGUAGUGUCCUGAAGUGUUCAUCACAAAUGCCAGGUCAAGCCCAGAAUUUACCCUAAGUGUAGUCUCACUGAAGUGGAUGUUUCAUUUGUAUCCAAUAGUUUUUGUAGAACUACAGUCAGUCUGGCAGACUUUUGUUUCAAUAAUUUUUAUGAAUAAAACUUGUUAAAGUUAUUUCUUUUGCUUUGUUCUUAUAUACAAAUACCUCUGGAAGGUGCAGGGUGAUGCCUAGCCUAAAGACAUAAGAUUCUUUCUACCUGACAGAAAGUUUUGUAAGUCUACCAGCACCCCCUUAGUUUCCAGAAGAUACUGUUUCAUCUUUUUUGUCCUCUUAUUUCAGAUAGGACAUAGGUGGAACUGAUGUGUCAUUUUGAUCUUUAUUUUCCUGUUGCAGUUUUUGAUCUGCAGCUGAGGGAAACUACAAAAGCACAAAGUGGUCAACAAUCAUUUUCCUUGUUGCUAAUUAUUUCAAAAGUACUUGAUGUGAGUAAAAGUUUAAUCAAAGGCAUUCAAGUUUCUAUUCUGUCCAGAUGGUGACAGUCCCAGCAGUUGUCUUUCAAGAGCAAUGAAUGCAUGGUAAAAGUUAGUAACUCUUAGCUGGCCAUUUAAGAACUGCCUUCCUCAAGGAAUUCAUCUUUUGCUUUUCUGACCUACAAAAACCUCUUGUGUAAUGCAAAGCUGAGUUUUUAAAUGUAUACAGGGUGUAAAUAAACAUUUUGA